GAUGUUUUUGUUAUCGACGAAUUCUGAACAGGAUCGGACGACUAUGUCGGUUAUAAAUUUAACAUUCUUCUCGAUUUCGAUACAUUUUGUAGUGUCCACAGUUAGCGAAGGACGUUACGUAAUUUGUUGAACGGCAAUCAUCAUGGCUAAGGUACCCAAUGUCAAGUUCAACAACGGAGAAGUUUUUCCCGCCUAUGGUCUAGGCACAUGGAAGUCAAAGCCUGGUGAUGUUACUCAAGCUGUGAAGGAUGCCCUCGACAUCGGCUACCGUCACAUCGAUUGCGCCCAUGUCUACGGAAACGAACCAGAAGUAGGUGCUGCCUUGAAGGCCAAACUUGCCGAUGGCACAGUCAAACGUGAAGACAUCUACAUCACCAGCAAACUCUGGAACACCUUCCACAGACCUGACUUGGUAGAACCAGCCGUUAGAACCACAUUGAAGAACUUGGGUCUUGAGUACUUGGACUUGUACUUGAUUCACUGGCCUUUUGCUCUUAAGGAAGACGGAGACCUUUUCCCAGUAAAUGCCGAUGGCAGCACAGCCUACAGUACCGUGGAUUACGUGGACACAUGGAAAGCCAUGGAGGCUCUAGUCAAGAAGGGUCUUGUCAAAUCAAUUGGUAUUUCCAACUUCAACAAACGUCAAACUGAACGUAUUCUCGCCAACUGUACAAUCAAACCAGUUACCAACCAGGUUGAAAUCCACCCAUACUUAAACCAACAAAAACUCAUCGACUAUCUCGAAUCCAAAGACAUCGUCGUCACAGCCUACAGCCCAUUGGGAUCACCCGACAGGCCAUGGGCCAAACCUGGUGACCCACAACUUUUGGAUGACCCUAAAAUCAAGAAGAUCGCCGAUAAAUACAAUAAGACUCCCGCUCAGGUAGUCUUGAGGUACGCCGUUCAAAGAGGAUUGAUCGUCAUUCCAAAAUCCGUAACCAAAUCCAGGAUUCAACAGAACUUUAACAUCUGGGACUUCAAUCUCACCAACGCAGACGUUGCUGCCCUCAACAGUUUCGACUGUAAUGGCAGAAUCUGCCCAUAUGACGAUGCCGUUACCCACAAGGACCAUCCAUUCGUCAACGAUGAAUACUAAACUGGAAAAACAACAAACAUUCAUUAUUACAUUACUCAAAAUGUAAUGAUAAAAAAAUCUUCAAUUUUAUAUUAAAAUAUAUUUUGUGUUAAUA
Diabrotica virgifera virgifera (western corn rootworm) is the source of this 1190-nucleotide messenger RNA. RefSeq names its product aldo-keto reductase family 1 member B1-like. Gene Ontology annotation, molecular function: aldose reductase (NADPH) activity. The record is from RefSeq and is a predicted model, not a curated record. NCBI's taxonomy places the organism in Eukaryota, Metazoa, Arthropoda, Insecta, Coleoptera, Chrysomelidae. Bases 143 to 1096 code for a protein of 317 amino acids. Gene Ontology annotation, cellular component: cytosol. The transcript has 5 exons.